AUGCAUCGUUGUUGUACCGGAGCAUUAGAAGCUAGCCGGAAGCUUUAUCAAUUUGCAUUGAGAAAGUUUGGAAAAAACGAUGAGGAAAAUUUCGAUUCAGAUGAGCGUACCGCAUUCAGUCAAUCAGCUGAUCGUACACCGGAAUGCGGUGAUGAUGAUUCAUCAUCCGGUGCACGACUUUCGCGUCGAUCAUCCCUUCUUUUGUUAAUUUGUUAA
Molecule: messenger RNA, 216 nt
Organism: Loa loa (African eye worm)
Lineage: Eukaryota; Metazoa; Nematoda; Chromadorea; Rhabditida; Onchocercidae
Exons: 2
Coding region: 1-216 (71 amino acids)
Source: RefSeq, a predicted model, not a curated record